Messenger RNA from Camellia sinensis, 1989 nucleotides. The record is from RefSeq and is a predicted model, not a curated record. Lineage: Eukaryota; Viridiplantae; Streptophyta; Magnoliopsida; Ericales; Theaceae.
AUGCAACGUGGUGCUUUCAGACAAACAUGGAGUCGCAAUAAUGACAAUGCUCCUGAUGUUAGUCAUGUUGGAAUUCAGAUUCCUAUAUCUAAUGAAUUAGAUACAAAUGAAUCAGAAGUGCGAGCUCCUAAUAUUGUACCACCAACUUCAAGUAGAGCACAUCCACCUGGUAGUACAUUUACCACACGUUCUAGAAGGAGAAAAAUUUCAGACCGCUCAAACUUUGGUGGGAGAACAGUAACAUGCUCUAGAUGUCAAGCAAUGAUGUGGAUGGAGGAAAAAUCAGUGUUAGAUGGAAGGGGUCCUUAUGUUUUUCGUAUUAGUGGAGCAAAUUUUCAUAAAAUUGGUUCUCUACUACCGGAACCUGGAACAAGGCCUAAAUUUGCACAACUCUAUAUUUAUAACACUGAGCAUGAAAUUCGCAAUAGAAUGGAUGCUAUGAAUAGGUGUGGUGGCACAUCGGGAAUUGAUACGUCCACAUUAGAAGGUUUAAAGUCAAUGUUGAAUGUCAUCAAUCAUAUCACUACAAAUCGUGACAUAAUUGUUAGAAAAUUAGAUGGACAUUUACAAAGGAUUAAUGAAACACAUCCUUCAUACAUGCCACUUCAAUAUCCAUUACAUUUUCCCUAUGGGACUGAUAGAUGGAGAAGGUCUAUAAGUUUUACUCUGGGUACAAACAACAAACGAGAAGGAGUGUCAAUGAGAGAGUUUUAUGCAUUUAGACUUCAAUUUCGAGUUGGAGAAGGGAAAACGCUAUUGCAAGGGGGACGUUUGUUCCAACAAUUUGUUGUUGAUUGUUAUGCAACUAUUGAGCAAGAUAGACUAAACUUCAUUAGGCAUAAACAAAAUGUGUUGCGGACUGAUUUGUACAGAGGUUUAGAAGAUGCUGUGACUGCGGGUGACAGUGAUGCAUCAACCAUUGGUAGGAGAUUUAUACUGCCAUCAUCUUUUACAAGCGGCCCACGAAAUAUGGUUCAGCAUUACCAAGAUGCGAUCGCAAUAUGUCGAAAGAUGGGAUUUCCUGACCUUUUUGUCACAUUCACAUGUAACCCAAAUUGGUCAGAAAUUCAACAGGAGAUAACGCACAUUCCAAAUCGACGCACAGAGAAUAUACCGGAUAUACUUGCGAGAGUUUUUCGAAUUAAAAUGAAACAACUGAUGGCAUAUUUCAAGAAUCGAAAAUUCUUUGGCAAAAUAAUUGCAGAUGACAAGAUAAAAUCUCCAGAGGAAAUUGAUAAUAUAAUUUGUGCUGAAAUUCCUGAUAAGGAUGAAGAUCCAUUAGCAUUUCAAAUAGUGAUGAGGUGCAUGAUACAUGGUCCCUGUGGCAGUGCUAACCCUAAUGCCCCAUGUAUGGUGAAUGGAAAAUGUUCAAAACAUUAUCCGAAGAAUUUUUGUAGUGAAACGAGUAUUGAUGAAAAUGGAAUUGCUAUCUAUAGGCGAAGGGAUACAAAGAAAAAAUACAUGGUUAAUGGAUUUGAAAUUGACAAAAGAUGGGUUAUUCCAUACAACCGUGAUCUUAUUGUACUGUAUGAUGCCCAUAUCAAUAUUGAGCGUUGUGCACACAGCAAAUUGAUCAAGUACUUAUAUAAGUACAUACAUAAAGGUCCUAAUCGUGCAACGGUUGUAAUUGAAGAUAAUGUUAAUCGACUUAACAUUGAUGGACAAAGUCGGUAUAGAGAGGCUGAUGAGGUGAAACAAUACUUAGAUUGUCGAUAUAUCUCCGCAAUUGAAAGUUGUUGGCGUAUAUUUGAGUUUGAAUUGCAAAAGCAAUACCCUUCAGUUGAACGGUUGCAGUACCAUCUACCUGGGGAACAAUCUAUUCUAUUUAGAGACACAGAUAACAUUCCAUCAAUUAUUAAUCAGCCGGGGGUUCACGAGACAAUGUUUACAAGGUGGUUUCAAGCAAACAGAGAUCAUGUAGAGGCAAAUACAUUAACAUAUGAAGAGUUUCCUAGCUCAUGGGAUUGGAACCAGAAACAGAAGAAAUGA